GUGGCUGGUGCAUUCAUCAUUGGGAGAUGUGUGGGGAACCCUUAGUACAGCUGUAACUUUCUCUUCUCCUUACAGGCUUCACAGAGCUCAGUGUGCAAUUAAACAGACUCAGGUAACUGUUCAGAAGAUAGGAAGGGAGAUUGAAGAAAAGCUGAGAUGUACAUCUACAAGCAAUGAACUGAAAAAGGAGAGUGAAUGUUUACAGUUGAAGAUCCUGGUGCUACGUAAUGAACUAGAGAGGCAGAAGAAGGCCCUUGGUCAAGAAGUAGCCUUGUUGCAUAAGGAGAAAAACACUUUGCAUGACAGAGAAAAUGCAUUUGAGACUGAAUACCAGAAACUUCAAGAGCAUAACGAAUCCCUGCAUGAAUUAAGAAAGGAAUGCACUGCUAAGAGAGAACUGUUUUUGAAGACAAAUGCCCAGCAGACUAUUCGAUGCAAGCAAUUGCUGUCGGAGCUAUCCUAUAUCUACCCUAUUGAUCUGAAUGAUCAAAAGGAUUACUUUGUUUGUGGAGUCAAGCUUCCUAAUUCUGAAGACUUUCAAGCAAAAGAUGAUGGAAGCAUUGCUGUUGCCCUGGGCUACACAGCUCACUUGGUUUCAAUGAUAUCCUACUUCUUACAAGUGCCACUCAGGUAUCCUAUAAUACACAAGGGCUCCCGGUCUACAAUCAAAGAUAAUAUCAAUGACAAACUGACGGAGAAAGAGCGAGA
Phaethon lepturus (White-tailed tropicbird) is the source of this 708-nucleotide messenger RNA. RefSeq names its product UV radiation resistance-associated gene protein-like. Gene Ontology annotation, cellular component: endosome; lytic vacuole. Gene Ontology annotation, biological process: SNARE complex assembly. NCBI's taxonomy places the organism in Eukaryota, Metazoa, Chordata, Aves, Phaethontiformes, Phaethontidae. The transcript has 6 exons. Gene Ontology annotation, molecular function: SNARE binding. The record is from RefSeq and is a predicted model, not a curated record. The annotation marks the transcript as partial.